AAAUUCAAAAAAAAAGGGAAAGAAAAUGAUUAUGAAGCUGGGGGUAGAAAUAGCGUGGCAUUGAAUAGGAAUAAGCCCCACAAUUCUUGCCCUGCCCCCUUCACCCUUCAAUGCUUCAGCAGCAGCAGCAAGACCACAUUUCCACAACCUCACAAGACAACACCUCAAACUGACCCCUCUGGGCAUCUUCUCCUCCAAAUGAAGAAAUCCUGUCCUCUUCUCCUCCUUCUCCUCCUCCACAUUAUCUUUUCACCUUCUUUAACUGCAGCUGUAGCAGGAGGUUUCGGUGUUGGGAUCGGGAUCGGAGGCGGAGGCGGAGGCGGGGUGUGGAUUGGUGGAGGGAUAAACACCCCAGCGGCACCACCAUCUUCUUACAAGCUUGAUGUGGCCUACAAGGCCCUCCAAGCAUGGAAGUCCUCAAUCACAGGGGACCCACAUGGGUUGCUCCGCUCCUGGGUGGGCCCCAAUGUGUGCUCCUACAAGGGUGUCUUCUGCUCAUCAGCUCCGGAAGAAGAAGAGGAAGAAGAAGAGCAAGUGGGCAGCAGCAGCAGCAGCAGCACAAGCUCCAGGGUGUCCUUUGUGUCUGGGAUAGACCUCAACAGGGCAAACCUGGAGGGCACCUUGGUGAGAGACCUGGCCGCCCUCACCGACUUGACUCUGCUCCACCUCAACUCGAACCGCUUCUCUGGCACCAUCCCGAUUACUUUCCGAGCCUUGGCUUCCCUCCAGGAGCUCGACCUCAGCAACAACCUGCUUUCCGGCCCGUUCCCGUCGGUCAUCCUCUCCAUGCCCUCCCUCGUCUACCUCGACCUCAGAUUCAAUGACUUCUCCGGGCCUAUCCCUGAGGAUCUUUUUGAGAGGCCGAGGCUCGACGCGAUCCUUCUGAACAACAACAGGUUCCAGGGCGAGAUCCCGGAAUCCAUGGCGCGUUCCCAGGCCUCGGUGGUCAACUUGGCAUAUAAUGAGCUAUCUGGUAGCAUCCCUGCAGGCUUGGGCUUCAUGGGCUCGAAGGUCCGGGAGAUCCUCUUCCUCAACAACCGUUUGACAGGGUGCAUUCCCGAGGGGGUUGGACUGUUCUCCGAAGUGGAAGUGUUCGACGUGAGCUAUAAUUCCCUGACGGGCCAGCUGCCCGACACGAUAUCAUGCCUGGACCAAAUCGAGGUACUGAACCUGGCCCACAACCAGCUCACCGGAGUCCUUCCCAACAUGAUCUGCUCCCUCAAGAGCCUGCUGAACCUCACCGUCGCCUACAACUUCUUCUCCGGGUUCAGCCAGGAGUGUUCCAAGCUCUUCGACAGGAAUGUCGGGUUCGACUUCUCGGCCAACUGCAUUCCCGACAGGCAGCUCCAGCGGCCACCGCCUGAGUGCUCGGCAGGGUCUGGAACUGAGCUGAGCUGCACCAGGAUCCCAGCCGUGCAACCGCUUGUUUGCGGGGCAAUGGCCAUUUUGGGCGGGACAAUUGGUGACCUAACCUCAACUAGUACUCCUCCUUCAUCACCUCCUCCAUAAGAGGAAGGGAAGAAGAGCAUCUCUUGCUCUCUUUUUUUUUUUUUGAAUUUUUUUUAAGGAUUUUUGGUGAUAGGUGAUGAAUUGUAACUGCAAUUAAUAUAGUAAUUAAAGAGCUAGAGCUUCCGGAUAAGUUAUUUAUUUUACAUAUAUAUAUUGUCUUUGUUUUACCCAUUU
Messenger RNA from Punica granatum (pomegranate), 1683 nucleotides. The record is from RefSeq and is a predicted model, not a curated record. Lineage: Eukaryota; Viridiplantae; Streptophyta; Magnoliopsida; Myrtales; Lythraceae.